This is a messenger RNA of Bathycoccus prasinos, 423 nucleotides long. RefSeq lists its product with no specific name. The coding region runs from base 1 to 423 and encodes 140 amino acids. The record is from RefSeq and is a predicted model, not a curated record. The transcript has a single exon. Gene Ontology annotation, cellular component: cytoplasm. Gene Ontology annotation, molecular function: hydrolase activity. NCBI's taxonomy places the organism in Eukaryota, Viridiplantae, Chlorophyta, Mamiellophyceae, Mamiellales, Bathycoccaceae.
AUGGCGUCAACCCCGAAAAACGACGAACAGUUAAACGCGCAAGAAGCGAUUUUAAAAGGCAUGCAAGACUCAACGGAGCCGACCAUUUUCGAUAAAAUCGUCAGCAAAGAAAUACCAGCGACGGUUUUAUACGAAGACAAUCUCGCCAUGGCGUUUAAAGACGUCAAUCCAGUCGCUAAGACGCACUUUUUGGUCAUUCCGAAAAUCAAAGCCGGACUGUCGCAGCUGAGCAAAGCGAACGAGGACCACAAGAUGUUGUUAGGGCAUUGCAUGUACGUCGCGCAGAUGGUGGCAAAACAAGAAAAGUUGGAGAAGGGAUUUCGGGUGGUCAUUAACGACGGCGUGGAUGGAUGCCAAUCGGUGUAUCACUUACAUUUGCACGUGAUUGGAGGACAGCAGUUAAGUUGGCCGCCCGGGUGUUGA